AUGAACAGCAAAGAGAUCGUCACUGCUUUGCAGGUCUUGCAGGAUAGAGUCAAUUCUCUCGAGCGCGAAAUGGCUAGGAAGAAUUCAGAGCUUCAUGAAAAGAACGUCGUUAUUGGAUUCCUCCGAGACGAAUGUCAAAGAUAUGCGACACAAAAUACGACGGUACUAGUAGCUGGACAUUCACAAAUCUUACCCCAUGUUCCUAUUUUCGAUGUCGAUGAGCAUGCGAAGCAUUCGAUUGAUUUCGAUUAUUGGCUAAAGAGAAUGCAGUCAAAAUUAGCCAUGGACCAUUAUUUGGGAGCUAGUCGUAUGGAAUACGUUGUCUCUCGACUUGGUAGUGGUCCUUCGGCAUAUGUUGAUAAGAGAUAUCAAACAGCGGAACAAAUGCUUGAGGCUUUGAACAAGAUAUAUGGCAACGCCGAUCGGAAAGAAGCCGCUGAGUUUGCUUAUCGCCAUCUAUUUCAAAAGGAUAAUGAGCAAUUUACACUGUUCUGGAAAGAGUUUCAACGACUAAGUGCGGUUCUCGAAAUGACCGAAGCGAUGAUGGUUCAUGACUUGUAUGGGAAACUCAAUUUGAGAUUGCGGAAAGCUUUGAUAGAUGUCAAUCUUGAUAAUAUUGAGGAUCUAGGAAGGAUUUGCAGGGUGGAGGAUAGAAAAUUGCGAGAAAUGGAGGAUCUAGAGGGUCCCGAUGAAUAA
Molecule: messenger RNA, 696 nt
Organism: Botrytis deweyae
Lineage: Eukaryota; Fungi; Ascomycota; Leotiomycetes; Helotiales; Sclerotiniaceae
Exons: 1
Coding region: 1-696 (231 amino acids)
Source: RefSeq, a predicted model, not a curated record